CACUCUUCUUUCUCUCUCUAAAACGCCAUCUACCGCUUCAAAGUCCUACAAGAACCCAUUCCCUCCCUCGUUGCCUCCACUCUUCUCAAACUUCAAAGCACGCAAACUCUCAUAUCUCUUCACUCUUCCUUAAAAAAACAAAACACUCUCUUCACAUUCCUUCCCAACACACAAACCCUCUCUCUCUAACCAACAUGGCUAUUGAAAACCAAGACACCACUGUCAGGGAAAUCAAACCCAAAAACAGGAGAAUCAUGGGCGCUGGAGGACCUGAUGAUGAGGACAAUAGGUGGCCACCUUGGUUGAAGCCACUGCUGAAAGAAAGUUUCUUUGUUCAAUGCAAGUUACAUGCUGAUUCUCACAAGAGCGAAUGCAACAUGUAUUGUUUGGACUGUAUGAACGGCCCCCUCUGCUCUCUCUGCCUCGUCCACCACAGGGAUCACCGUGCAAUCCAGAUUAGGAGGUCUUCCUAUCAUGAUGUGAUCAGAGUUUCUGAGAUUCAGAAGGUGUUGGACAUCACUGGAGUCCAAACCUACAUUAUCAACAGCGCAAGGGUGGUGUUUUUGAACGAGAGGCCUCAACCAAGGCCAGGGAAAGGAGUCACAAACACUUGUGAAGUUUGCGAGCGUAGCCUUCUUGACUCUUACCGCUUCUGUUCUCUUGGUUGCAAGAUUGUUGGAACAUCCAAGAACUUCCAGAAGAAAAAGAAGCACCCAGCGGCAAUGUCAUCAGAUUCUGAAGACUCAUACAGCAGCAACAGCGCCCAUGGCAGGCAGAAAAACUUCAAAGUUCAGAGCUUCACACCUUCCACACCACCCCCAACUUCGGUUAAUUACAGAACAGCCAAGAGAAGAAAGGGAAUACCACACCGAGCCCCAAUGGGGGGACUAAUCAUAGAAUAUUAGAUAGUGGUAUUUUUGGGUUAUUUGCUAUAAUGCCCCUAGGUAUGAAAUAUACUAAUGCAAGUGUUUGGUGGUUCCAAUACUCGAGCCUUCCUCUUGCCGAUAUUGGAAGUGUCACAGUCCGUUUCUUACUUUCAUGCUUUCUGUAGUGGUUUCUAGUUUUGUAUAUAUAGAAAGUCCAAUAGAACUGGAAAAGGCUGAACCAAGUAGAAAAUAAGACACCUGUGAAAUAGUUGAUGGUGGUGUAGUGAUAAAAAAGAAUGGCGUGUAGCAAAGUAAUAAGCAAGGUUCUUUUCAACCUAGUUAAGAUUAUAGGUUUGGUUUCUAGAGUAAUUAUACUAAGUUUUGGGGUUCAGGAUGUAAAUAGUGAGGUUGGGGGAAGAGGACAAAUGAAAUGAUGACAAUGUACUCUUGGAAAAUAGGUGGUAUGUCAAUAAAAAAAUAAAGAUAUAUUAUAUUAUUACAAUUAUUUCUCUA
Cajanus cajan (pigeon pea) is the source of this 1379-nucleotide messenger RNA. Its product is annotated as protein RGF1 INDUCIBLE TRANSCRIPTION FACTOR 1. The record is from RefSeq and is a predicted model, not a curated record. NCBI's taxonomy places the organism in Eukaryota, Viridiplantae, Streptophyta, Magnoliopsida, Fabales, Fabaceae.